AGUUCACGGAUUGGUUUAAAAUCUUACAAGGCUCUAGACCAAUGGGCGACUGGCAUGCUCGUUUAAAAUACAGAAUAGCCGCGCUCUCAUACUGAUCUUUUUCUGUUCUCUCAACGUAAGCGUUCUUUCGAUCCACAAUGAGUGGUAGAGGCAAAACCGGCGGUAAGGCCAGGGCGAAGGCUAAGACUCGCUCUUCCAGGGCUGGUCUUCAGUUCCCCGUCGGUCGUGUGCAUAGACUUCUCCGUAAAGGCAACUACGCCGAGCGUGUUGGUGCCGGUGCUCCGGUGUAUCUGGCCGCUGUGCUCGAGUAUCUGACGGCUGAGAUCCUGGAGCUGGCUGGGAACGCCGCUCGGGACAACAAGAAGACCCGUAUCAUCCCCCGUCACCUGCAGCUGGCGGUGCGUAACGACGAGGAGCUCAACAAACUCCUGGGCGGAGUGACCAUCGCUCAGGGCGGCGUGCUGCCCAACAUCCAGGCCGUGCUGCUGCCCAAGAAGACCGAGAAACCCGCCAAAACCAAGUGAACACGAGAGGACACGACACUCACAAAGGCUCUUUUCAGAGCCACACACUUCCCCUUAAAGAGCAGCUUGAGUUGA
This is a messenger RNA of Carassius auratus (goldfish), 599 nucleotides long. RefSeq names its product histone H2A. The transcript has a single exon. The coding region runs from base 138 to 524 and encodes 128 amino acids. The record is from RefSeq and is a predicted model, not a curated record. NCBI's taxonomy places the organism in Eukaryota, Metazoa, Chordata, Actinopteri, Cypriniformes, Cyprinidae. Gene Ontology annotation, cellular component: nucleosome. Gene Ontology annotation, molecular function: protein heterodimerization activity; DNA binding; structural constituent of chromatin.